GUCUGGUGACGUCAAUUGUAUUUACCUGGGUUAAUUGUUUUGGUUCAUUGAAUUUUUGUAUUCCUACGCCGUCUAUAAAUAUUCAACAGUGCGCGUAAUCUGCACAGUUUUUGUCAGACACGUUCAGUUAUCAGUCGUUUCUUACUUGUUCUUCAAUUUUGUUAAAAAAAACUUUUGGCGGUUUUAACUGUAAUCGUCAGAAAUCGUUGAAGUUUAUUUAUUUUUUCAAGAGAAAGGAACUGUAUUAUGUAGUACUGUGGUAUUGUGUGAACGGAAGGAACUCUCGGAAUUGGGAAUAUCCCGCCGAAUGAAUUCGCAGAGAAUUUCUAGUAGAAACAAAGAAAAAGUUGAUUAUAAGAUGUUAGCUAAGGAAGGAGUGAAGGUGUUGAUUGACGAUGAUCAUAAAAUUGAAGACAAAGAAGUGGGCGCGAAACCUAAAAAGUCGAAAACGAACAGUGAGAAAAUCCUGUCAAACUCCAAUGCGGAUAAGCCAGACGAAGUGAAAUCUACCAAGUCACCGUCAGCUAGUAAACAAACCGGUAAACACGUAAAUUUGGAGAAAAAGGCGAUGUUAGCUCGUUUAAAUGAGUUAGAUGAACAGCAAAGACGUUUAGAGGAGCAGAGAGAGUUAAACUUUUUGAGAAAGCAGAUUUUGGAAAGAGAAGCUUUUGUUUCCUCGUUAGAAAAGUCAGUUUCAGCAGAGCCAGAAGUAGAAACACUUUCCCCACCCAAAUCACGAGUGAAUUCCGAACGUUUAGGCGCAAGUAGAACAUAUACGUUAAAUCCCCUGGGUUCAACGUUCCACACCAAGGACAAAGGGAGUAAGAAGAUCAGCACUGGUAAGAAGACUCGCAUUGCAGCUGCCUUUGACAGUCCUUCGAAUCAGAAAGGAUAAUUUAUCAGACGGAUAUCUUGUAAGUUUAUUCAAAAUUUUUUUUUUUGUUCUAAGUGUGCUUUUUAAAUGAAAGUG
Messenger RNA from Ruditapes philippinarum (Manila clam), 970 nucleotides. RefSeq lists its product as uncharacterized. The transcript is spliced from 2 exons. Bases 308 to 895 code for a protein of 195 amino acids. NCBI's taxonomy places the organism in Eukaryota, Metazoa, Mollusca, Bivalvia, Venerida, Veneridae. The record is from RefSeq and is a predicted model, not a curated record.